AUACAAACUGCCAGAUCAAGAUGGCGAGAGAAUUUCGCGCACAGACGAAAGUUCUCGCGGCAAAUUUAAGUUGUCAAAACGUUUGACCUGCACCGAUGUGAAUUAGGUCCGCAAGCCCCAAAUUGGUUCAAACUACAAAUCAAGUUGGUUGGAAUAGUGAUGGCAGAGUCCUAUGCUGCAUCCGAUGAGAGCAGAGAUGGGCCAAGCAUGACUGCCGACCUUAAGGAAUAUGAGGUGCAGUUCUUUGGGUUCACCCCCAAGUCCUUCAUUGAUGGAGUUCACAAUGCCCUGGUGGAUUAUCUCAAUGACUCCAUUGAAGUCAUGGAGAAAUACUUGUUGGAAGAGGCUGAAGCCACCUCCAAUCCUGUAUCGCGUGAGUGUGUCAGAGAAGCAUCAGAUAAAUUAUUCGGCCACUUCCUGAAGGCGGUCGACAAGAACUUUGACCGUCUGGAGUCCUACCUCAAAAAGAACCUGUUCCACAUUCCUAGCAACGUGCUCCUGCCCGAAGAUGCUGUACAUUGGCAAGAUUACAGUGCAAAGGAUGAUGCAAAAUUAGAUGCUGAUCUAGAGAAUUUACGGCAACAAGUCAGAAACUCGCUCUACGUCAACGCUAGGCUGCGGCAGUGGCUUCAGGAGGCCGAGGUGGCCCAAGCCCAGUUGGACGGUUUCUUGCUCCGAGUCAACAACCUUCAUCAAAUACUCAGCAAGGCCAAGAUUUCCGACCUCAGCGAGUCCAUCAUCUUCACCGCUGGCAAGGCGCGGAAGCUGAAAGAACAGCUCAACUUGGUCCUGGAGCAGAACUUCAGGGAAUCGCAGGAACGGCAAUUCACCAACUUGCCUGCUGCUAUGCCUUCAAAACUUUGCAAUCCGAACAGUGAGUGAGGCACCAUACCGUUAAAGGCAAACACCGAUUUUGCCCAAGGGGCACCGUAAUCUCUGAAUGCUACAAGCCUACUUUGGCUGAAAACCCUACCAGACACACCAAAACUGCAUCAUUUGCCAAAGUGGCUUGCCAGUCCAGAGUAACGAGAUCCAACGGGUCAACUCUCCCCGAGCCCCAAGGCCAAACAGCCUGGGAGUCUGUAAUUGCCAGUCACCACAAGAUCCAACAGUGGCAUUGUUCAAUGGGACUAACUCCCCUUGCCAUGGCCAGUUUGUUUGGCUGCUGUUGAUCGCCCCGUACAUCAAAGUACAUCAGACUGUUUCAUCUGGUGGGCUUUACUGCAUCUGGCAGGGUUAGGGUUAAUAUUUUCAUUCAGAAUUGAGAGAAAAGAGCCUCCAGUUAUCAUUGUAAAUAACUCCUUUAUUUCCUGUAAAUAUGUACAUUAGGGUUUUAGUCAACACUUUCUUUAAGCAUAUUUGUACCAUAGCACUAAGCAUGAUUUUUUAGUAUAAAAAAGGUGAGACUACUCAAUCCAAAUCCAUCUUGCUCUAUCUGUACAUAAUCUGUCUUGAUUACUAGUUUAACCAACUACAUGUUCAUGUAUGAUAUUGCUUUUGUCUUGUUUUUCUGCAAGAUGAUGGCCGCUAAUCCUGACACCUGUUAGUGUAACUGACACACUGCUGCUUCAGCAACAUACGCUUACAUAAGGCUAAGUGAGUCAAUUUACGUACAAAAAGAAAAUGUGCCUUCAGUGUUUAGUUUCCUGAGGGAUUUUGGCUAGUUACGGAAGAAUCUUUGCCGAGAUAAAUCAAGAAAAUUCUAGGUGUCAGAGACUUCAAGGUUACAGAAUACAUUUUCUCGGGCAAUGAUUACAAAAUCUUGUUUUUUUCUUUGAAUAAGCUCAAGCCAGAAAUAAUAAACUGACAGCUUUUUCCAAACCAAAUUUUUUUUUUCAAGCUGAAAAUUGCCAGAUAACAGUCACUGUAAUUCUUUCAAUAUAACUCUUGACAAAUACAGUUUAAAGGCCACACUGGCGAUCAAACUUUAGCAUUUCUCAUAUCAGGUUGCUUAUAAAGCAAUCACUGAAGUGUUAUUGGUUCUUUUUUUAAUACAACAGUACAUGUACGUGUAUUUUCUUUGUUCUCGAUACACGUGACGGGCUCUGCAUAAAGGUGUAUUAUGUCACAUUUUUUUGAAUUUGAUAUAUAAUUCAUCCCAGUGGCAGUUUGCAUUUUGGACUCAUCUGCCAUGUGCAUAUUCAUAUCAUUUCAUUUUAUCACACAUGCUUUUGAGAUAAUGCUCUCUAUAAACAUAACGAACAGAAACAUUUAACUUAAAUUAGACACUCUCUUGGUUUUCCUUAGCAACAGAGGUUUUCUGGUCAAGCAGUUGGCCUCAAAAUAUUUCCAAAUAUUGUCACCCUCGGCACAUGGAAUGGUCCAUUACGCAUUUUCGCAUUGCACGACUUAAUACACCUUUUCUCAGAGUGGGUCACAUGUUUCUAGUUCCAUGAUGAUAUCUUCACACAUCUGAUUCUAAAAACAUGUGUACACUUGCAGGUUACUUAAAUGCACCACUUGUUCAAUUAUGAAAGAUUCUGGUUUGAACACAAGACAUGGAAGUGGGAUUUUGAGCCUGUGACGUCUGGGGUUAGGAACUCCUUGAGACUGGCCCCUGCGGCCUGGUAGCCUUUUUCCUUCAGAGGUUCAACAUCCGAAGAAAGCCAACGGUCGUUAUGCGAGCACCGUUAAUUUAUUGUUCCCCUUACAGACUACAAGUAGGCAACUUUAUAUCAACCGAUUAGCUGCGCCACUCAGAAUUGCCCAGCCUUCGUCUAUUUUCCCCUUAUUUGCAUGCCUCUGAGACCAGGCAGUGCCUCUGAAUUGCAUAUUACUGUGCACACUCAACUGAAAGCCCAAAAAUCCGUACACGUUUGUGUGCCAAGUUGCUGCGAGGCAGUAAAAACCAACCCUGGCUCUGGGUAGUGGACCACACACAGCACCCUCAACAGCUGUGCGCAAACUCGUCACAGUACUGUUUAAAGUUUCAAAGACACAUACAAGUUUACGAGACCAUUACAAGACACCAGAAUACAGGUACAUACAAACACUUGUACGUGUACACUGAGGGAGAACAUCUUACAUGUUAUGGUUAAAACUACACAAUACACUACAAAUUUAAAUUGUUCCGAGUAGAUACUGAGUCGGUAAACUUUACAAUACGAGAAAAGUACAUGCAUAAAAACCGCAGUCAAGACAAUAGACACUGUACAUACAUGUUUACUUAAUGAGGAAUAUGAGUGCAGAACAACUAGCAUCUAAUUAUAUGUUUCUGUUUGAGCGUUUUUACAAGAAUCGCGUUCAAACGAUGUCAGACCCAGAAUGAAACCAAGCAUGCAUGCAUGUUACUGCACUCAAUGCUUUGAAGUUUGAGCUUCUAAAGAUGAAAGUCCUGACUUUUGAUGUUUGAUGAAGCCAUCUGUAAACAGAAUGCCCAUUUUGUUUUUUUUUGUUUUUGAUUCACUGAGUUUCAUGUUCUAAGACAGUACGCAAAAGGAUAGAUUCCGGUGGGAUUGAAAGUACUUUCAUGAAAUGUCCAUGUAAUGAACGGGUUUCAGGGUUUUUUGGGUUCUCCCUUGCGGCCAAGACCACCGCUAGACUCUAAUUCUCCAACAGAAAA
Acanthaster planci (crown-of-thorns starfish) is the source of this 3562-nucleotide messenger RNA. It is a transcript of the gene mis12, whose product is annotated as MIS12 kinetochore complex component. NCBI's taxonomy places the organism in Eukaryota, Metazoa, Echinodermata, Asteroidea, Valvatida, Acanthasteridae. The record is from RefSeq and is a predicted model, not a curated record. Gene Ontology annotation, cellular component: nucleus; MIS12/MIND type complex; chromosome, centromeric region. Gene Ontology annotation, biological process: kinetochore assembly; mitotic cell cycle; mitotic sister chromatid segregation.